Dermatophagoides pteronyssinus (European house dust mite) is the source of this 5666-nucleotide messenger RNA. RefSeq lists its product as uncharacterized. Gene Ontology annotation, molecular function: oxidoreductase activity, acting on a sulfur group of donors, disulfide as acceptor. NCBI's taxonomy places the organism in Eukaryota, Metazoa, Arthropoda, Arachnida, Sarcoptiformes, Pyroglyphidae. The record is from RefSeq and is a predicted model, not a curated record.
AGUAAUUUUUAAAAUUUGAAAAAGUUUAAAGUUUCAAUUUUUGGUUUUUGUUUGGUUUUUUCGCCGGAACAAAAAAAAUGAUGAAAACAUUGAAAACUAUCGAUAGUCAAAGAUUCGAAUCGAUUAUCAAACUAUCGAUAUUGUUUGGUGUAUUUUUUUCAUUACUUUUGGCAACAGUCAAUGGUGAACAAAAUGAUGACCAAAUAAAAGUAGAAAUAUACUACGAAACAGCCAAUCAUAAUGUACAACGAUUUAUGGCUCAACAAUUUCGUCCAAUGAUUGAAUAUUUAAAUUUAGCAAAUAUUCAUCUGGAACUUUAUCCAUAUGGUCAGACAAAAAAACAAGAGGAUAAUACCUUUGAAUGUCCUUAUGGUGAAAUUCAAUGUUUAGCCAAUAAAUAUCAGGCAUGUAUAAUCGAACAUGAUACGAAUGGAACGUUUGUCAUCAAGGAUAAUAGUGAAACGGCAAGAUUUGUUUCAUGUUUUUUCAAAAAUAGAAAUUCUGAAACCGAUCCGGCAGAAUUGGCUGAAAUUUGUAUUCAAAAUUCUAAGGAUGAUUGGAUGACAAUUGAACAAUGUGUUAAAACAGAUAAUAUCACUGAAUUAAUGGCUAAACGAACGGAAAAAGCAAACAAAUAUCUUGAAAAUGGUUUAGCAAUUUUAAUUAAUGAUGUUCAUAAUCAAGAAGCCAGAAAAGAUUUAAUCAAACAAAUCUGUACAUUGUUACCGAAUGAUGAAAUGUGUAAAAAUCCACCCACAACAACACCGGUAAAUGUAGAAAUAUAUUAUGAAGCAAUGAAUCCAACAGCAUAUAAUUUUUUUCAUCAACAAUUAUAUCCAUAUUAUCAUGUUUUGGAUGAUAUUAUUGAAUUGAAAUUAAUACCAUUUGGUAAUACUAUUAUUAUUGAUCAAACAAAUAUGAUUACAAAUAGUUCCAGUCGGACAAAACGACAAGAUAUUAGUAAUCGAUUUCAGGCAUUGGUUGUUCAAAAAUAUAUAAAUGAUGGACAUAAUGGUGAUCUGAUUAGUGGUACAAAUCAUGUAUUAAAUUUUCUUCAAUGUUUAAUUAAUAAAAAAAUUGGUAAUGAAUAUGAUCAUUUAGAAGAAUGUUCAAAUCAAAAACUGAAUGGUGAAUAUAUUCAGUUUUUAGAGGAAAUCAAAUUUAAUGGUGAAAAGAUUAAGAAAAUUUUUAAAGAUUUUUCAACGCAAACAGAAAAAAUUAAGAAUAAUAAUGGUGAUUUAAGAAUUCCAUCAAUCACUGUAAAUAAUGAUAAAAUAAAUGAUAAUGCAUUUAAUGAUCUUGUUCAAGAAAUUUGUGUAAAUUAUAAUUCAACAAUAAAACCGAAAAUUUGUACCAAAGUUCAGAUGACCAUAUUCUAUGAACCAUCACAUCAACCAUCACGACGAUAUUUUCUUGAACAUUUAAAACCAAUAUUUAUCAAUCUUUAUAAUCUUAUUGAUUUUAAUUUCAAUCCAGCUGGAAGAAUUGAAAUAAAAAAUAAUAAAAUAACAUGUCCAGGCGGUGAAGUUCAAUGUGAAAUGAUGAAAAUUCAUGCUUGUGUUAUUGAUUAUUAUUGGAAUGAUGGUUCAAAUUUUACCGAUCAUAAUCGACAACAUGUAUUCGAUUUUAUUUGGUGUACAAUGAAAAAUGUACGUUCAUUAGAUAAACCAGAUGAUCUUGGUGAAUUAUGUGCAAAUAAAUAUCUUAAUGGAUUUGAACAAUGGCAAACGAUUAAUUUGUGUGCCAAAAGUGAUGAUUCAAUCGCUUUGUUGGAAGAUUUUAAAGAAGUAACACAUUCAAGUAAUCUUGGAGAUAUUUCCAAACAAAACUUUCCAAUUGUAAUUUUUAAUCAAGGCACAAAUAAUUCACAAAUUGUGAAUGAUACCGAACAAGUUAAACAGAAAAUCUGUGAUCAUUUUGAUGAAUAUCAUCAACCAGAUUAUUGUACCAAAGAUGAAUCGAUUCCAGUAGAUGUGGAUAUUUAUUAUGAUUCAAAUAAUGAAAUUGCUAAACAUUUUUUCAUUACACAAUUAAAUCAUUCACAUGUUUUUAUCGAAGAAAUUGCCAAUGUUCAUCUUCAUCCAAUUGCAAAUACAGAAGAUUUAGUAAAUCCUACGAAUGGAAAUUGUCAAAAUUUAAAUGAUUCGAUUUGUUUAGCAAAUGCUAUUCAUGCAACCGUAAUCGAUACAUAUGAAACACCAGAUCAAUUAGAUUUAAUUGAUGAACGUUUACGUAUAACAAAUUUUAUUAAUUGUUUUGUUACACAUCCAGAAUGGCCAAAUAAUGUACAAUUAAUUGGUGAUGAAUGUGCUAAAAGUCAAUUGAAAAAUGGUAAAUUACCUUCAAUCAAUGGUGAAUCAUUGAAAAAAGCAUUGGAAAAAACUAAAGAAUUGAAAAAUAAAUUGCAUAAAACUGAAAUAACAAUACCAUGGAUUACAUUAAAUGAUAAUGUACGAAAUAAUCAUGAAUCUAUUGAAAAUUUAUUACAAACAGUUUGUAAUGAAUAUGAUGGUCAAAAACCAGAUGAAUGUACUACAGCUACAGUUGAUAUUUAUUAUUCAUCAUAUGCAUCGAAUUCAAGAAAAUUUUUCAUUGAAGAAUUGAUACCAACAUUUCGUAAUAUUCGUGAACGAAUUAAAUUGAAUCUAUAUCCAUACGGAUCGGUAAAUGAAAAUAAAACUAUUGAAGAAGAAUGUGAAAAUGAUGAUGAACGUUGUGAAGCAAAUAAAAUUCAUGCAUGUGUAUUGAAACGAUAUUGGAAUCAAGAAGAAUUGAUUGAUAAUCAAACUGCAUUAUGGGAUAGUAAAAAUCAAACAUUAUUAUUUAUUCAUUGUUUUUUUAAAAAUAUUGCUAAUGGAAAUAGUUUAAUUGAAUUAAUGGAACAAUGUGAAAAUGAAUUUCUUCCAUUAGCUGAACAGAUAAAUAAUUGUGUUAUGAAUGAAACUGAAAGUCUUGACCUUUUGAAAAAAAUUCGACAAAGAACACUUGAUGUUAUUGGAACAAUACCGGAUAAUAUAGCUGUUUUUAUUAAUGGUGAACAAAUGCCUUUGGCCGAAUCAAAUUUACAAACAAUUGUAUGUAGUGAAUUAUUGGGUGAAAAACCAUUAGCAUGUCAUCGUGAUAAACCAACAAAAGUUCAAGUACAAUUUUAUUAUUCUGCACUUGAUCCUGAAGUAACAAAUUUCAUAAAAAUUAAUAAAUUUUAUGAUAAUUAUCUUCAUCUAGAAGAAAUUGUCGAUAUUCAAAUGAUUCCAUAUGUAAAAUCAUAUUUAGAUAAUGAUAAUCAAUUAAAUUGUCCCGGUGAAGAACAAUGUCAUGCUACUCGAAUUCAUGCUUGUGUAAUGGAUAAAUUUGGCAAUAAUGGUACACAUUCUGCAUUCGAUGGACAACUUCAAUUGAUUCAAUUUAUUGAUUGUUAUUUUUCAAAACUUCAAAAUUCAGAUUAUUCAUCAAUAGCUUCAGAAUGUAUUGAAUCAAUAUUUAAAGAUGCUUGGGUACCGAUUCGAAAUUGUGCUGAAUCAAAUUAUUCAAUUGAUUUAUUGAAACAAUAUGAACAAAAAUAUGUUUCAAAAUUAUUACCAAAAAUUGAUUAUGUUCCAUGGAUAACAAUACAAGAUUAUCAUUCAUAUGAUGCUGAAAAUCAUUUUAUUCAUACCGUUUGUGAUUCUUAUGAUGGAUUAGAAAAACCGAAUGAAUGUCAUCAAAAAUUCAAUGAACAAAAACCAUCGUUGAAAAUAUAUUAUGAACCAAAAAAUCAACGAUCUAGAAAUAUUUUCAUUACACAAUUUGAUCGUACACGAACAAAAAUCGAUAAUUUUAUUUUGAAAAUUCAACCAAUUCCAAUUGGUCAACUAAGCAAUAAUGAUAAUGAAAAUCCUGAAUGUCUUAAUGACUCAGAUUGUAUGCAAACAUAUCAACAUUCGUGCAUCAUGGAAGAAUAUUCAAAUCAAACGGAUAAAAUAAUUGAUUUUAUUAACUGUUAUUUUGGACAAAAAUUUACCGAAACCGAUUCGACAAAAAAUUGUUUUAAUGAAAUUUUUGAUAAAAAUCUAUGGAAUAAAAUCGAAGAAUGUGUUAAGGAAAAUGCAAAGGAAAUUUUGAUGAAAAAUUUAAAAAAUCUUGAAAAUGUUUAUCGACCAAUUACAAGUGUGCCAAUGAUUCAAAUUAAUGAUGUUAUCAUUGAUGAUAAUCAAAAUCUUAUUACACAUAUUUGUUCUAUGUAUUAUUCGAAUGAUAAACCCGAACAAUGUCGAAUCGAACAAAAACCAAUUGGAUUUUAUUAUCAAACUCAAGAUGAUAAUGUAAAAACAUUUGCAUCGAAACAACUAUCUUUUCAAUCAGAAUAUUUGGAUGAAUUUGGUGGAAUCGAAUUUUUCCCGUAUGGUAAAACCAAAAAAACUGAUAGUGGAUAUGAAUGUCCAAAAGGCAAUGGUCAAUGUUCCGAAAAUAAAUUUCAUGCUUGUAUUCUGGAUAGAUACUAUAAUGAUCGGAAAACCUUUGAUCCAUGGCGUAUUAAAACAGCUAAUUUUUUAGUCUGUUCACUUGAUUAUUCUAAUAAUUCGAAUUUAGAAUCAUGUUUUAAUCAACAUUUUACCGGUGAAUUAUUGAAUGAUAUUUACGAAUGUUCAAACGGAAAUAUGGGUAAAGAAUUAUAUGAUGAUUUAGCGAAUAAAACACAGCAAGGAAAUUUUAAUGAUCAACCAUUACCAUGGAUCACAUUGGCGGAACAAUAUUCUGAAAAAGCAACGAAAAAUUUAUUCGAUAUGAUUUGUUAUAAUUAUGGGUUGGUAAAAAAUCGACGUUGUACUACUUUAUCAUCAAUAAUGGCUAUCGAUUUACGAUUAUAUUUUUCUUGUGAUAAAUCUGGAAGAGAAUUUAUUAUUGAAAAUUUGAAACCAUUUUAUUCACAUUUAUUAACGAAUGCCAAACAAACAAAAGAAGAAACAUCAUUAUUAGAUCAAGCUGCGAAUCAAAUGAAAUUACAAUCAUUGGUAAAGAUUAGUAUGAUACCAUAUGGUAAUACAAUUUAUGAUAAAAACAACCAAACGUUUACUUGUCCAACCAAAGAAGAAUGUUUAGCUAAUCGUUAUUUAGCCUGUGCAAAUUAUUAUCAUAAUUCAGAAUAUAAUGGACAUUUACAUUUAGUUGAAUUCGCAUUAUGUUUUUUCAAUGAUGAAAAUUUUCAAAACAAUAUUACAUUAGCUGUUGAAAAAUGUUCACAACAAAUUUGGUUCAAUAUAUCGAAUGCUAAACAAUUGAAAACUUGUGUUGAAAAUAAUGAAAUAUCAGACAAGAUAUUACUUGAAAUGAAAAAACAAACCGAAUCAAUUGAAUCAUCGUUGAAUCAAUUUCCAUUGAUUACAAUUGGUACAAAAAUUGAAAACGAAACUAAUUUAAUGAAAAUUGCAUGUGAAUUAUAUACUGGAAUUGAUUAUCCAAAUGAAUGUAAACCAUAUAUCGAAAAUGAUGAUGAUAAUAAUAAUAAUACCGAAUCCAAAUCAUUUCCAAUAUGGGCUAUUAUUUUAAUUGUAAUUGCUGUUUUAGUUGUUGUCGGUUUAUUAUUUGUAUGUGUACGAAAAAAUCGUUAAUGAUGAUGAUUGAAAAUGGACAAAAAAAACCGAUGAACCAUUGAUUGAACCUUGCAUAGACAAUUUUAUUUGUAUUUA